This is a messenger RNA of Macrosiphum euphorbiae (potato aphid), 1521 nucleotides long. The record is from the annotation of a GenBank genome assembly. Lineage: Eukaryota; Metazoa; Arthropoda; Insecta; Hemiptera; Aphididae.
AUGAUUGAAAUUACUCAUAUUGAAUCUUUAAUCGAAAAACAUGACACUCCUGUUAGAGCGAAUUCGAAAGGUGAUAAGCGCAAUAUUUUUGUAUUGUUGGUAUUGUAUACCUUACAAGGAGUACCGUUAGGUUUAUCCUUAGCAAUACCUAUUAUUAUACAAAACAUGUAUCGAUCAUCAUUUAAAGAACAAGCUAAAUUUAGUUUCGCAGUAUGGCCAUUCAGCUUGAAGCUUUUAUGGGCACCGUUAGUUGAUUCUUUAUUUAUACGUAAAUUGGGCCGUAGAAAGUCAUGGUUGAUUCCAGUCCAAUAUUUCUUAGGUAUAUUUUUCUUUAUUACUGGUUUUCAUAUAAACGAAUGGCUAGAUGAUGGUAGUAAAGUAAAUAUUAAUGCUUUAACAUCAGUAUUUUUUAUUCUAAAUUUCCUUGCUGCCACUCAAGACAUAAUUGUUGACGGUUGGGCAUUAACCAUGUUAAAAAGACGAAAUAUUAGUUAUGCUUCAAUGUGUAAUGGUGCCGGACAAGCUUUCGGAAUAUUUUUGGGUUAUAUUUUGCCAAUUUUAUUGUUAUCGGAAUCAUUUUGGAACAGAUGGUGGCGUACUACAUCCAUACCAGGCGGUGUUAUUUCUUUACAAGGAUAUUUUUAUUUUUGGGGAAUUAUUUAUAUUGUCAUUACCACAUUGGUAGCUAUAUUUAAGUAUGAAAAGGAUUAUUUGUCAGAACUCGAUGCUGUUGAUCUUAGCAUUGCCAAAACGUAUAUGUUACUUUUCAGUAUUAUGAAAUUACCUAGUAUCAAGAUGUUUGCUAUAAUUUUAAUGACUAUCAAAAUGAGUUUUUGUUCAGUCGAUGCCGCGUUAAAAUUGAAACUUAUAGACAGUGGAAUUACCAAAGACGAAAUUGCUGCUAUGGAUUUGUUAUUUAUUCCUUUAAAUAUAAGCUUACCGUUUUUCAUUACAACAUUUACAUCGAAAGAAAAACCAUUGAAAAAUUAUUUCAAUACUAUACCCUACCGAUUACUGUUCGGUGUAGUUUUAGCAACUAUCGUUUACUUUACACCUUAUUUUUUGGUUCAGACAGGGUCUUUACUUAUCACGUACAAAGUAUUUUUAGUGUUGAUGUACAAUUUACAGCAGUUAUCUGUGAGUAUUAUGACAUUGACGGCAAUGACAUUUUACGCAAAUAUAAGUGAUCCAAAAAUCGGAGGUACAAAUAUGACUCUGUUGACUACUAUAUCUAAUUUAGGAAAUGUGUGGAGCAAAACUGGAGCUCUGUGGCUUAUCGAAUUCUUGACUUUCAAACAAUGUUCUAACGAUCCUAGAAAAUUAUGUUCAACAUCAAAUAAUCAGAAGGAAAUAUGCAGUUUGUCUGGUGGAACCUGUGAAGUUUAUAUCGACGGUUUUUACAUAGAAACUGUCAUGUGUACAAUUUACGGAAUAAUAUGGUUUUUUAUUUUUAGAAAAAUCAUAAAUAAUCUUCAAUCCAAGCAUGUAAAAGAAUGGCAUGUGGAAAUUAAAAUAAAAUAA